Molecule: messenger RNA, 2163 nt
Organism: Cucurbitaria berberidis CBS 394.84
Lineage: Eukaryota; Fungi; Ascomycota; Dothideomycetes; Pleosporales; Cucurbitariaceae
Product: HET-domain-containing protein
Exons: 2
Coding region: 1-2163 (720 amino acids)
Source: RefSeq, a predicted model, not a curated record
AUGGCUACUUACAAGUAUGCCCCGCUCAAGCACCAGGAGUGUGAGAUACGCUUAGUGACGCUGCGGCCUGGCCAGUGGAACGAUGAUAUCGCUUUCACCAUAUGCCACACACCACUGAUCCGUCCGAAAGAUGAAGAGCACAUAUGCAGAAGGCUUUCAGUUCAGGAAUUAAACCAAACUCUUCCAAAUGGUUACAGGUGCGGAGAAACUUUGAACGGACGAUAUCUGUUCAUGCAGGAAAAGGACGGUGCCAAUAGCUGGGAACUAGGGAUGCCGAUGUUACCACAAAAGGAUAUAUUGGACUCAUGGUAUCACCCUGAUCCAAAUUUCGAUCCUGCACUAUACGAAGUACAAUCUCGCCGGCCAGGUUCAGAUUCCAGACCGGAAUACGAAGCCCUAUCGUACACCUGGAGCUGUUCAGCAGACCCUGUGAUCGCGCAUGAACUGAGUGCGACUCCUUCGACAAUGAAAAUACGUGCAAAUCUCGCUCUUGCCCUUAGAUACCUGCGGUACCUAGACAAGCCUCGAAACUUGUGGAUAGACGCGAUAUGUAUAAAUCAGAAUGACAUUUCUGAACGGAAUCGCGAGAUUAGUCGCAUGAGAGACAUCUACUCGCUGGCAACACGUACUAUCCUCUGGGUAGGAGGGGAAACCUCGGAUAGUGCAAAGGCUUUAGCGACAUUAGAAUAUUUUGGGGAGCAAGUUGAAUGCUUAGGUGGAGGACAGUGUGCCGACACCCCAGGUACUACGCAGCUCGGCUGGUUCCAAACGGACUGUGAGCUGCCAUAUGAUGAGCAGACUUGGUCAAGCCUGGUAGCCUUCUUCCAAAGACCUUGGUUUACCCGUGUCUGGGUGCUACAAGAAGCUAUUUUAGGCGGUGAGCGCUGCGUAAUACAGUGUGGAAAGGAUACUGCGUUGUUCUAUUCUUUGAGAAAGACGAUGCUCGUUAUGGCGAGGAAUACUACCGUUCCUGCCGCAUUGAGAUCCCUUCUAUCCUCGUACAGACCAGGCCUGCUUCCGAGCUCCAUCAGGAGCUUCGCGGGACUUGUCAGCUGGACCAGGGAUCACCAUUGUACUGAUCCUAGAGAUAAAAUCUACGGCAUUUUGGGUUUGGUCUCGCCUUCGAUAGCUCAAGGUAUUACGACGAACUACUUGCUGCCGACCUCUCGAAUAUACGAAAGAGCAUUUCUCAGCUGUGUCUUAAGCACCGGCCGACUACACCUGCUCCAGCAAUGUCGGUUAAGCCAGCAGCUGUAUGAUGGGCCUUCAUGGUUACCAAAUUUCGCCGUCAAGGAUUCUAGCGCUACAUUUGAACUUGAAUUGGGAAGACAUGCGUCUGGGCUUGCCGCUGCUCAUGCAAAAUACUUCGCACCAGAUACAUUGGAAGUCCUUGGGUUCAAUGGUGGGGCUGUCGUGUUGGUCAGUAUGGAGAGCUCUAGCAACGCGAAAGACAUAUUUAGAGCCAUUCGGAGAGCCGUCCCUGGACAUUGCAAUUCAUCUAGUUAUGUUGCCGGUGGGUCUUUACUUGACGCCUACUUGGAGUCGGGGUUUCAGGGGCAAACGAGAGAUCGAUAUCCGAAGUUCAGAUUCCCAAGUUUUCAAUCUUUGCAGAGCAAUUAUCACCAACACAGUUCUCACCAUACUGAGCAUGUCGAAUUUAACAUAAACACGCUUGGGCAAGAAAUUGAGAAUGUGGUGUUCUUCACAACUCAGGACGGAUAUGUAGGGCUUACACCAACAGGUGUUGCAGAAGGAGACUGUGUUAGCAUUCUGCUGGGCGCCGACUACCCGAUCUUGCUCCGCCCAACAAUGUCCGGAGAAUACUUUGUUGUGGGACCAUGUUAUAUUCACGGUCUGAUGAGCGGAGAAGCGCUACUAGGUCCUAUACCAAAUCCCUGGCAAAUAAAGAUGUACAGGGGCUAUAGCUCUGGCUGGCUGACUCUGUUUUCUCAACCCCCGAACGUAAAAACAUUCCAAGAUCCACGACUUUCACCUCUGUCCUCCCAGUGGAAAGAAGUAGGAGGAAACGAUGAUGGGCCGCCAAUAGCUCCAAGUACAUUUCAAAACACCAAUACUGGUAAGGUCAUAGACUCUGAUCCAAGAAUGCUGCCGAACGGGUUGGAACGAAGAGGUGUGAAGCUGGAGAAGUUUCGGCUUAUAUGA